Molecule: messenger RNA, 4773 nt
Organism: Sinocyclocheilus grahami
Lineage: Eukaryota; Metazoa; Chordata; Actinopteri; Cypriniformes; Cyprinidae
Product: transcription factor COE3
Exons: 17
Coding region: 1222-3072 (616 amino acids)
Biological process (GO): regulation of DNA-templated transcription
Molecular function (GO): DNA-binding transcription factor activity; DNA binding
Source: RefSeq, a predicted model, not a curated record
GACUAGGAGUUUGCCAUCGCCUCGGCUCGCUCCACGCACGCAAACCGGGUCUUAGAUUCAAGCGGUACACGUUGCCAUAAUUUAAGACGCGCAUUACGCCAUUAUGCAGAUGCCCAGGGUGUUUAUUAUAAGGAGCAUGUAGUCUUAAAAUGCCAGUACACCUUCCUGAUUUGAGAGUAAUCAAAGUGAAUCGAUUUGGAGGCUCGCGUCAGGGACGUUUGGCACCGCUGUCAUAGUGAUGAUGGCCCAGUAAGACUUUUUAGUUUUUUAUUCUGGAAACCACUUGCAGCGGAUGGGUGGUCAGUCAGUGCUCUUUUGCACUCUAUAAACUUGCAUGGCAGUUUUUCAGGAAAUAUAGUUCUUUAUUCGCGGGCUUUCAUUAUCAUUCAUUUUUGUUCCUCUCUGAUGCUUACUUGACACGAUGCGCACUGGAAAAGCAGUAGCGGCGGCAGCAGCAGCAGCGACUCCAGUCGAGUAUGUACUCACGCUCCAAGCUUAAAGCCCAGCGACAGGAAGCGUCAGUCCUCUCCAUGUAUGGGCAAAGCCACGCCCACGUGCGCGUCAUCCUCUGACAGCGUGGAUCCCGUGGGUCUGGAGUUUUUGGCUCCCGGGAAAGGUUCCAGUCCUGGGGGAUAGAGGGUUGAGUUUUGUAUGCUUCCAUCCAUUCUGCAAAGACGCGCUAAAGGCCCCUCAUCAUCCUCUCCCGUGUCCGGGAACACCUCCACGGUGAUCAUUUACGCGUUUAUUUGUCUUUUGGAGCCAGAAGUGGUGGAUUCAGCAGUGUCCCGAAGCCUUUUUUUGAUGCUGUUGUUAUAGGAUGCCACCAAGCUAAGAGCAUCACCAUCAUCAUCAUCAUCAUUAACAACAAAAACAACAACAGAAAGUUGCAAGAAAUGUUUAACUGAAUUAAAACGAGUCUAAUAUCCCUGCUAUUUGCGCGACUUGUUUCGCUUCUUCCACGGGAGGAUCUCCAUCUAUCCAAACAAGCUGCUUGGAGAGGCUUGAGAAUCUUUACGCACUGAAUCGUUCAUGUGGUGCCAACGCAGGACGGACUGAAGAAGGAGUCGGGACUGCUUUUUCUUUUCUUCUUCUUCUCUUUUCGACAAAUCCCAAACAAACUCUCACGGCUAUCCGAAGGGGCUCUUGGAGAGACGACGCGCCCUCGCUCACACUCUCAUUUCAUCUCUUUGGCUGGAAGUGGGUUGCACGCGAACUGUUUUAAUGUUUGGGAUUCAGGAAAAUAUACCAAGAGGGGGGACCACUAUGAAAGAGGAACCGCUGGGCAGUGGCAUGAAUCCGGUCCGAUCGUGGAUGCACACGGCUGGGGUGGUGGAUGCGAACACGGCCGCCCAGAGUGGAGUUGGUCUGGCACGGGCGCACUAUGAGAAACAACCGCCAUCCAACCUCAGAAAAUCCAAUUUUUUCCACUUCGUCCUGGCGCUUUAUGACAGACAGGGACAGCCAGUGGAGAUCGAAAGGACAGUUUUUGUGGACUUUGUGGAAAAGGAUAAAGAACCUAACAGUGAAAAAACUAACAAUGGGAUACAUUACAAAAUACAACUAUUGUACAGCAACGGCGUCAGAACAGAACAGGAUCUUUAUGUUCGGUUAAUCGAUUCCAUGACAAAACAGGCUAUUAUUUAUGAAGGUCAAGAUAAAAACCCAGAAAUGUGCCGAGUUCUUCUCACACACGAAAUUAUGUGCAGUCGGUGUUGUGACAAAAAAAGCUGCGGAAACAGGAACGAAACGCCCUCAGACCCCGUGAUCAUCGACAGAUUCUUUUUGAAAUUCUUCCUCAAGUGUAAUCAGAACUGCCUGAAGAAUGCAGGAAACCCACGGGACAUGCGCAGAUUCCAGGUCGUUGUAUCGACAACGGUCAAUGUGGAUGGUCAUGUGUUGGCCGUGUCGGACAACAUGUUCGUCCACAACAACUCAAAACAUGGCAGAAGAGCCCGCCGCCUUGACCCCUCAGAAGGUACGGCCACUCCUUAUCUGGAGAAUGCAGCUACCCCGUGCAUAAAGGCCAUUAGCCCCAGUGAAGGCUGGACCACUGGAGGAGCCACGGUCAUCAUCAUUGGCGAUAAUUUCUUCGAUGGACUACAGGUCGUGUUUGGCACCAUGCUAGUAUGGAGUGAGCUCAUUACGCCCCAUGCCAUCCGAGUGCAGACCCCUCCAAGACACAUCCCGGGCGUCGUAGAGGUCACCUUGUCCUACAAGUCCAAGCAGUUCUGCAAAGGUGCACCGGGGCGAUUUGUGUAUACAGCUUUGAAUGAACCAACUAUUGACUACGGCUUCCAGAGACUGCAGAAGGUCAUUCCCAGACAUCCAGGUGAUCCGGAGAGGUUGCCCAAGGAGGUGUUGCUAAAGAGAGCGGCUGACCUUGUGGAAGCGCUGUACGGGAUGCCACACAACAACCAGGAGAUCAUCCUGAAGAGGGCCGCAGAUAUUGCAGAGGCUCUGUACAGCGUCCCACGUAACCACAACCAGAUCCCGUCCCUUGCCAACACGGCUUCUCACGGUGGAAUGAUGGGAGUCAACUCUUUCGGCGGUCAGCUCGCCGUCAACGUCUCAGAGACCUCACAAGGUCAGGACAGGGAAAAAUCACACUGGAAUACAUGCUGGGACGCUGAAUAUCCUCCUUACAUACAUGGAGUGGGCUACAGUCGCAACACGAGCAGUGUGUCGCCUCGUGGUUACGUGCCCAGCAGCACCCCACAGCAGUCCAACUACAACACCGUCAGCAACAGCAUGAAUGGUUAUGGCAACACGGGAAUGCCCAACCUGGGUGUGCCCAGCUCACCGGGCUUCUUGAACGGCUCCUCGGCAAACUCUCCCUACGGCAUAGUUCCGUCGAGCCCUACCAUGGCAGCCUCUUCGGUCAGCCUCUCUUCAAACUGUAGCAGUACACACGGCAUUUUCUCAUUCUCACCUGCCAAUGUCAUCUCUGCAGUGAAACAAAAAAGCGCCUUUGCUCCAGUUGUCAGGCCCCAAGCAUCUCCACCUCCUUCUUGCACCAGUGCAAAUGGCAAUGGACUUCAAGCUAUGUCCGGACUGGUGGUCCCACCCAUGUAAAUUGCACUCCCUUCCCUUGUAAAGCAGCCGUCUCCUCACCAGGAUGAAGCAUAGUACGUUAUGCGGAGAAUCCUCCUCAAAGUCGUCAUUCGUCAUGAAGUUAAUCAGCAGCUAAUUCUGUUAUUCAGAGGAAAAAGACACUUUGCUUCAAAGAGUUUAUUCGAAAUUGACAUGCAAGCGACUUCACAGUUUAUUGACUGAAUCUUGUCAUAUUUUCACGAUCUCGAAGGGGGAAAAAAGAACAAAACGUACCUAUUUUGUAUAAACAUUUCUGGUUUAAUCUUGGCUGUGUCUAGUUCUUGCUAUGUGUGGGAAGAAACAUUGUGGAUAUGCCAUUUGAUGAAAACACUGAUAAAAAAAAAUAAAAAUGUGUAAGAAUGUUUCUCUUUCACCGAUGUGCUGCCGCUGCACAUCUUCAUAAUGUGAAUUCAUUUUCCUUUUUUAUUAUGAUUUUUUGUUUAUCGGUUUGCUUGUGUUUUUUUUAUUUUAUUUUUUUUUAUUGUGGUAAUAAAAAGGGGGCCAAUAUAUACAGAGCCAAUAAACUGGAAAUAAUAUAAGAUAUAUGAUUUAUAAAUCAAAAAGAAAGGCAAGGAAGAGCGAACGGUGCGAGGAACCGGCAGAGGAGAUCUUAUCGUUCAGUUCGUUCGGUGGAAAUGAACUUUGUAACUUAUUGUAGGUAGAAGUUGUAACUUUGAUAUUGCAAAACAAUUCUUAUCUUGCCCUCAACAAGCACACUAACAGAGAUGAAGCGCUACUGUCUGUUGGUUAAAAAAAAAAGAAAAAAAAAAGAAAGAAAAUAUUUCCACUGCUAAAGCUUCCUGUAAAGCGAGUGUGAUCUGCAAUGUUUUUCAACUUUUUGCUAGCACUGUAUACUAUUGCAUUCUUAGGCUACUGUGAAGUCUGUUUCUUGUACCAGAAAGUUGUCCUUAUACCUCUAGCUCCUUACUCCCUAAUGUGUUUUGUAUGUGGUUAUACAAUUGUAGACUUUUGUGAUUUUGCCAAAGUUGUAGCUAAAUAUUUAUACACUUGUCUUGAAUUUUCCAGAUUCACUUAAAUAUUUAGUACAGAGUUUUAUUCCUACAGUUAGGAGUAAAAUUGUCUUAUACAUUGCAACACUUUCACACACACAUUUGCGGUCACUAAGGGAAUUUUUUGUAACAUAUCGAUUAUAAAUAUUGUAUUUAUCUUUGAAAUUUUGUAUAUUGCUUUCCAUCAUUUUCUUUGAUCUCACGUGCAUUGUUUUCCACGGUCGAAAUCACGAUGAAGGUUUAGCCAAGAAUCAUCGCCUGCAUUCGAUGAUUUGUACCGAUAGAUUGUAUCGUCCGCGCAUUUCAUUUGUAAUUCAGACUUUUUUUAUGCCAUCAGACCUGUCCAUUUUUGUUUGUUUGUUUGUUUGUUUAUUUGCUAUUUCGAGGAGCAGUCAAAUCCAUUGUUUAUUUUUAUAUUAAUUUUUAAGUUAUCAAAAAAGUACUUUUUUGAAAGAAAACUGUUUGUUGUAUAGUCAAAUAAAUUGUUUGUGUCACCUGGCUGUAAUAAUAUUAGUAGAUAAAGUGCAUGUCAAGCCACCCCAGGGGGGGAAAAAUCCAAUUGUGGUUGUAAAUUUUGUUUUUGUAGAAUGUAAAAAGUCAUUUUUACCUGCCACCAUGACUUUGCCACAUAACUGAACCAUGUUUACAGGGAUCAAGAAGGAAAAAAAAAAAA